CUAAGCAGCCGAUCUACUAUAAAAAGGCCGAACAACGAUAUUCCAAAUCAGUACAAUUUAGUGAUUGCUCACAAAAUCAUUUGAACUUUAGUUCUUACACGUUUUAAUUUAUUAACUCAUUUUCAAUAUGUUCAGGCUGAUUGUUUUGUUCGCCGCUUUGGCUACAAUCAACGCACAAUACCUUGCACCAGCUAUAACCAGCCAACAAAAUAACAUCUACCGUUCAUUCGGUAACUUGGGACAAGUUGCAACUCAAUCAAAAACGAUCAACACUCCUUUCUCAUCCGUCUCAAAAAGUGAUGUUCGCGUAAGCAACCCAGGAGUCUUGUCAGCAGGAUAUGGUGGUGUUUAUGGUGGCUAUGGUGGUUAUGGUGCCGUUCCAGCCGUUGGUUAUGGUGCCGUUCCAGCCGUCGGUUAUGGUGCCGUUCCAGCCAUAGGUUAUGGUGCAGGUUAUGGUGCUAUUGCUCGUCCAGCUGUUGUUGCCCGUCCAGCCGUUGCUGCCGUUCCAGGAGUUGGUCUUCUUGGCGUUGCAUACUCCGCUGCACCAACAGUCGCACACAUGAGCUAUAGCAAUGCAUUGGGACUCAACUACGCCUGGUAAAUUGACGACGACGAUUCGCCUCCGAUUUUAUUUCUCAAAAACAAAAAACGAGCGCAAAAUAAAUUCGCUAGAUGCAAAAAACAAAAAUCCAACAGAAUUCCAACCACGCCAAUUAGCACAAUGCCAGCAUUGUGCUCUUUAAUAUUGAAAUUGAAAAAAAAAAUGAUGAAAUUACCGAAUUUUGGUCAAAUCAAUUAGAAGAGAAAAUAAAA
Messenger RNA from Contarinia nasturtii (swede midge), 813 nucleotides. Its product is annotated as cuticle protein 76-like. Lineage: Eukaryota; Metazoa; Arthropoda; Insecta; Diptera; Cecidomyiidae. The transcript has 4 exons. The coding region runs from base 128 to 601 and encodes 157 amino acids. The record is from RefSeq and is a predicted model, not a curated record.